This is a messenger RNA of Macadamia integrifolia, 1841 nucleotides long. RefSeq names its product haloacid dehalogenase-like hydrolase domain-containing protein 3. The record is from RefSeq and is a predicted model, not a curated record. Bases 615 to 1769 code for a protein of 384 amino acids. The transcript is spliced from 6 exons. Lineage: Eukaryota; Viridiplantae; Streptophyta; Magnoliopsida; Proteales; Proteaceae.
CCAUGUUUGUUAAGUCUCAACUUCCAUCGUAUGGGAAGCCCUGGUUGAAGUUGGAUUGGAAUUUGUAUCUUAAUCCGUCUCAUCUUAUUAGGAAUUUUCCUAUUCGAUUUAAGUAGAACGAAGAGCGGUCACAUGGAAUCAUCUCUCCCGGCAAUGUUUAAAAAUGUAAGAAAAGCAAAAUCUUCAGUGUCAAGUCAAGGAUACAAGAACGUUUUUUCUCUGCCUUCUCCAUUACUCUAGCAGUGUAGCUCAGCAGUACAGCUUUGGGUGAUCUCAGAGGAACCAACGUCAAUCGGAGAUUUGGUCGAAGCAACUGCGUUUCCCGUCGAUUGGUAGCUUCUGGGUAGCUUUCUAUUUCCAUUUCCAUUGAUUUUUCUUUUCUUUUCUUUCACCCUGACGUAAUUUUGGGUCUGAGUGGAGCUGGAGACCUGUAUGGCAAUAACUCGGAAAACGACAAUUUGAAAAUGGCCCAAAUGAAAUUGCAUAGGUGAUAGGUCUUCCUGGUGAAAGUAAACAUCUCUUGAAGUCGCUUUUCAGAUAAAUUUAUUUAACGUUCCUGAUCGAGGGGAAAAAAUGACGAAUAAGGGGAUCACAAUGAGUUGUGAUGUAGGCACAUGCAAGCACCUCUUGGUUCUAUUUAUGUAGCUCAGCUAACCAGAACACCAGGAUCUGCCGUAAGAGUCUCCUUUGAUAUUUACCAUAAGAGAGAUAUAGAAAUUGCUUCUGCAACAUUUCUGAACCAUUCAUCUACAAGAAGCAGCAGGAGUGUUUUUCUAAAAAUGCCAUUAUUGUCGAAGUUACGCUGCAUAACUAUAGAUGUCACUGGCACUCUUAUAGCGUACAAAGGGGAACUUGGUGACUACUAUUGCAUGGCAGCCAAAGCUGUCGGAUUGCCUUGUCCAGAUUACAAGCGCAUGCAUGAGGGCUUCAAAGCUGCAUACACUGACAUGGCUAAACGAUAUCCUUGUUUUGGUCAUGCAGAAAAAAUGCCAAACAUUGUGUGGUGGAAAUCAUGUGUCAAGGACUCCUUUAUCAGGUCGGGAUAUGAUUAUGAUGAGGAGACGUUUGAGAAGGUGUUCAGACGGAUAUACUCAGUUUUUGGAUCCUCUGCACCUUAUACUCUAUUCCAGGACUCCCAGCCAUUCCUGAGAUGGGCACGUGAACAAGGGAUCAUCGUUGGGCUUGUCAGCAAUGCUGAAUAUCGAUAUCAGGAUGUCAUCCUUCCCGCGUUGGGUCUGAAUGAGGGAUCCGAGUGGGACUUUGGUGUGUUUUCUGGUCUGGAAGGUGUGGAAAAGCCAGACCCAAGAAUCUAUGAGAUUGCCCUGGAUAAAGCUGGAAAAAUUGCACCAGAAGACACCUUGCACAUUGGUGACAGCUUCCGCAAGGAUUAUCUUUCAGCAAAGAGUGUGGGAAUGCAUGCGUUGUUGUUGGAUAGAUUUAAGUCAACUGAUGCAGACAGUUGGAGGAAAUCUGGCGCGGUUGUUCUUCCUGACCUAAUGGCUGCACAAGCUUGGCUUACUUCUGAGAUAUUUGACCUGCUUAAAGGACAAUCAAAUGCAUCUAAGGGUUUCUCUCUUUGUGUGCGCACGCGUGUCAGCUUGUGUGUGCGUGCAUGCGUGUGUAAAGGAAAGUUGACAGGGAUAUUACAGAGCAUAUUGGACUUGGACUAUAAUUGCAGGAUUCAUGCAGUGGGCCUAAAAUGGUCUAGACAAGCCUUAGAUGAUGAUGAUGAUAAUGUAUACACGUGUUACCAUGAAAUGUAUGCCUGAAAAACUGAAGGUAUGAGGAUUAUUGCUAUUUUUAAUUCAUUUUUGGGUAGUCCUUGAUAUCCUUGUGGUCUA